AGUGUGUGCGUGUUCAUGUGCGUUUAGGGGCCGAAUGACAGAACAGCCCGGCGUUUGUGAAACAUCAUCGGAACUCUUUAACGUAUGAUUUUCCCUUACGUGUCCUCUCCCAGGGGGGGUUAGGUUAAAACAAAGUUUGACUGUUUUUUUUUUUUUUGUUUUGUUUUUUGUUUUGUUUUUUGAGAACAUCACAUAUCCUCCCGUGUCGAAACAAGAAGGGUCGGACGGAAGAAUUCUGCCGAUGCGCUGUUAAAACUCCGCGUCUGUGCGGCCGUGGCCGAAAGGCUGGAUGCAAAUGCGAUGGAUUAAUCCGCAGCAGGCUGGUCCCAACUCAUCCCCUUGAUUGUGACCCCGCUCGCUGCGUCUCCUUCAGGGAUUAUUUCUACUCUUGACGCCCUUCACCUUCCCCCCGAGCUGAGAUGACAGAGGAGUGUGUGUUGCGGUGUGUGCUGAUGCUCUGCUGUGUGCUCCUGUCGGCCAAUGCCAGCAACUGGCUGUACCUGGCCAAGCUUUCGUCAGUAGGAAGCAUCCGGGAUGAAGAGACGUGUGAGAGGUUACGUGGCCUCAUUCAGAGACAGGUUCAAAUCUGUAAGCGCAGCGUGGAAGUGAUGGAUGCAGUACGUCGUGGUGCUCAGCUGGCGAUAGAUGAGUGUCAGUUCCAAUUUCGUAACCGUCGGUGGAAUUGCUCCACUCUCGAGAGCAUGCCUGUGUUUGGCAAAGUGGUCACCCAAGGCACUCGUGAGGCUGCCUUUGUGUAUGCCAUCUCAGCAGCCAGUGUGGCGUUUGCGGUCACGAGGGCCUGCAGCAGUGGAGAGCUAGAAAAAUGUGGCUGUGACCACAACGUACAUGGAGUCAGUCCAGAGGGAUUCCAGUGGUCAGGCUGCAGUGACAACAUUGCUUACGGAGUGGCUUUUUCUCAGUCCUUUGUGGAUGUGAGGGAGAGGAGUAAAGGCCAGUCUUCCAGUCGGGCCCUCAUGAACCUGCAUAACAACGAGGCCGGCAGAAAGGCCAUCCUGGCUCAUAUGCGUGUGGAGUGCAAAUGUCAUGGCGUUUCAGGAUCAUGUGAGGUGAAGACCUGCUGGAAAGCGAUGCCACCCUUUCGCAAAGUUGGCAACAUCAUCAAGGAGAAGUUUGAUGGUGCCACAGAGGUAGAGCAGCGCAAAAUGGGCUCCGCCAAAGUCCUGGUGCCUCGAAACUCCCAGUUCAAACCUCACACUGAUGAAGAUCUGGUCUACUUAGAACCCAGUCCAGACUUCUGUGACCAUGACCCCCGCACACCGGGUAUGCUGGGCACAGUGGGCCGCCAAUGCAACAGAACCUCAAAGGCCAUUGAUGGCUGUGAGCUGAUGUGCUGCGGCCGUGGUUUUCAGACACAGGAAGUUGAGGUUGUGGACAGGUGCAGUUGUAAGUUCCACUGGUGCUGUUAUGUCAAAUGCAAGCAGUGCCGCAAAAUGGUGGAGAUGCACACCUGCCGAUGAUAAAAUGGGCACUGGUGAUGGAUUGAACAAAUGCCUCUACUCCUAAUUAUAACUACAGAGCACCCUAAGGACUUGAAGCAAACCUCCUCUGCUGGAUAGGACCAAAGCGUCUACUACUUGUCCAUUCAAAAAGCUCAAGAAACUGAGAGGUGCAUCCACUCCCUAGUCAUGCUGUUCAUUUUCUGUAUUAGAAAAAACAUUGGCUCCCUCCCUCUACUCCUUAUUGUAAUGUUUAACUUAUUUGUUGAGACUGAGGAGUUUAUCUGGGAUUGACUAAGAAGGUGGGCCCACACUAGCACAAAAAAGGAGGGAGAAACAGCUCCCGUGGAUGGGUACAGUUAAGGGGUUUGGGUAUCGAGGAGGGGUGCCGGCCUCUGUCCUUGCUGCUGCUGCUUCGGGGACAAAAUCAGAGCACUCCAUGUCAAGGAGCGUCAAUUAAGGACAAACUGCAAAGAUUGAACCUGUCGUACAUAGACUAUGUGAUUUGCUUUCCUUGUAUGCAUGGCUGCACUGAGCUGAGAUCUUGUUAUGUAGAGUUGUGUACUGUAUUUGAUGCUGACACAUGCAAAGUUUUCUGUCCAAAGGGGACCGAUGCAAGUGAAAGCCACUAUUAUCACCUUCCUGUAAACUUAUAGCCUGUGCACUAAUGGUACAAAAAACACUCACGCAGAAAAUGUUGCUCUAAAAGAGCUGUACCCAUCAACAGUUAAUAGAGAAAAUAAAAGAGGAAAAAACCCAGUUUGUAAAAAACAUGUAUACUGUAUAUAUUACAUAUAUGAUGAGUAUGCAAAUACCUGAUAGGUAGCACAUCCACUGGGUUGCCAAAUGCAGCAAAAUUUAACCUUAAGGGUGGCAUAACAGUUAACAUACUGCGGUCAGUUGGUUUCACAUAGAAUUUACCUUAAUUCACCAAGAACUCAGCAUAAGAAACUUCUGAAAUUUGCUCACUAAAAGAUCUUAAAACACAUUAAUUAACAGUUUGUAAACUGUGAAUUAGCAUU
Syngnathoides biaculeatus (alligator pipefish) is the source of this 2479-nucleotide messenger RNA. RefSeq names its product wingless-type MMTV integration site family, member 4 (gene wnt4). The transcript has 6 exons. Gene Ontology annotation, molecular function: frizzled binding; cytokine activity. The coding region runs from base 420 to 1478 and encodes 352 amino acids. The record is from RefSeq and is a predicted model, not a curated record. Lineage: Eukaryota; Metazoa; Chordata; Actinopteri; Syngnathiformes; Syngnathidae. Gene Ontology annotation, biological process: cell fate commitment; neuron differentiation; multicellular organism development. Gene Ontology annotation, cellular component: extracellular region.